Cyprinus carpio (common carp) is the source of this 1236-nucleotide messenger RNA. RefSeq names its product phospholipid phosphatase 1b (gene plpp1b). The record is from RefSeq and is a predicted model, not a curated record. NCBI's taxonomy places the organism in Eukaryota, Metazoa, Chordata, Actinopteri, Cypriniformes, Cyprinidae. Gene Ontology annotation, biological process: signal transduction; phospholipid metabolic process; phospholipid dephosphorylation. Gene Ontology annotation, molecular function: phosphatidate phosphatase activity.
GGGCGGAGCCUGUAGAUGAUUGACAGGCGGAGGGAUUGACCUCACCAUCAUGCGAUAUGAAGUAACCGGAGAUAAAACGGGGACAUACAUCGAACCAUCGUCAUAAAACGCAUAUGAUUCACGGAAAAGUGAUUGGAGAAGCAGCUGGGUGUUUCUUCGCUCGAUGAUCAGAUUAUCUCCAGUUUAACUAAUGCUUUCGUGCUAAUACCUUAAAGAGCUGCUUUGUUGUAUCUGAUGUAAGUAAAUGCUCAGUUCUAAGUUCUCCAAAGGCUCCAGAAGUGUGUUUUCGGAACAGAGAAUGUUCGAGACUAGAGGAAUCUUCAGUGUUUGUGUGGACGUCAGCUGCGUGCUGCUCGCUGGACUUCCAUUUGCGAUAUUGAAUAUUCAGCACACGCCAUUCAAAAGAGGCUUUUUUUGCAGCGAUGACUCCAUCAGGUACCCCUUUAAAGAAGAUACCAUAUCCUACCAGUUACUGAUGGGGAUAAUGAUUCCAUUCGCACUGUUGAUAAUAAUCUUCGGCGAGUGUUUGUCCUUGUAUCUGCGGUCCAGAGCUUCUUUCAGUUAUGAGUAUGUAGUGUGUGUGUAUAAGGCUGUAGGAUCGUUCGUGUUUGGAGCGGCGCUGAGUCAGUCUCUGACUGAUAUCGCCAAAUACACCAUCGGCCGACUGCGACCGCACUUUCUGACUGUGUGUAAACCGGACUGGAGCCUCACUGACUGUAAAUCCGGUUAUAUUGAGAACGUCACGUGCACAGGAGAUCCGGUCAUCAUCAAUGAAGGCCGGCUUUCCUUUUAUUCUGGUCACUCAUCAUUCUCCAUGUACUGUAUGCUGUUUCUUGCUCUGUAUCUCCAGUCUAGACUGAGAGCAGGUUGGGCUCGACUGGUUCUCCCGACUCUGCAGUUCUCUUUCAUCGCGGCGUCUCUGUACGUGGGUCUGUCGCGCGUCUCUGAUUAUAAACACCACUGGAGCGAUGUUCUCACUGGAUUCGUUCAGGGAGCCGCCGUGGCACUGUUUACUGUGUUCUUUGUAUCGGAUCUGUUCAGCGGCAAACGCACGUCAGAUAAAGGCGAGGAGAUCUCGCACACGAGUCUGCAGGAGACGUCAGAUCCGCCGAACCACUACAGCAGCACUGAAUAACAUGCAAUCCUUUCCACAACUGAUUCACUUCAUUUUUAUAAUAUUACUUGGGAAAAAUGCCAUUUUUCAGAAGAAUAAAAUGUGCAACAAUACUCACUCUG